This is a messenger RNA of Coniophora puteana RWD-64-598 SS2, 438 nucleotides long. RefSeq lists its product as uncharacterized. The transcript has a single exon. The coding region runs from base 1 to 438 and encodes 145 amino acids. The record is from RefSeq and is a predicted model, not a curated record. NCBI's taxonomy places the organism in Eukaryota, Fungi, Basidiomycota, Agaricomycetes, Boletales, Coniophoraceae.
AUGACCGCUUGGGGUAUCUCCUUUGCUCUUAUAGAAGGAGUGCUCUCAGAGUCUCAGGCAACCUCCAACAACACUCAGCCCAUCAAAGAUGCCCCUUUUCCUCUUACCAAUCUUCUGGAUGACAGCAGGUCUGAUUCAGACUUGUCUUGCUGUCUCCAAAAGUAUCAAUGCAACUACAACCCAAUGUCCGGUGCCAUUGUCAAACAGGAUUUGCCCAAAGAUCUACCUGUGUUAACCAAAGGUGAUGUCACACUCAAGGUUGCGGAGGAGUUUGAGGAUGCUUUUUGUGGCUACAUUGAGAUCAAGGACAUUGACAAGAAGAAAGCCUCCAAGCAACUUCUAUGCACCUUCCACAAUUCUGCAAUCAGGGAUUGGAUCACCACUCAGUGGGCCACACUCUCAGCCUUGCCUCUUGAUGAUCUCUUUGAGAAGAUUUGA